This is a messenger RNA of Fusarium redolens, 1443 nucleotides long. RefSeq lists its product as uncharacterized. Lineage: Eukaryota; Fungi; Ascomycota; Sordariomycetes; Hypocreales; Nectriaceae. The transcript has a single exon. Bases 1 to 1443 code for a protein of 480 amino acids. The record is from RefSeq and is a predicted model, not a curated record.
AUGGAAAACCCACCACUCCCAUCAGAGAUCCUAUAUCAGAUUUUCGAGUAUUUCUGUCAUCAUUGUCAGGAGAAGCAUCCCGCUUCCCACGAGCACCUACCGAUCUUCGAUAAUGAGACGAACGAGAACCGUCGGGCUCUCCUCAGUCUCAGUAGGACAUGCAAGAGCUGGGGUUGUAUUGCGCAAAAUGUCCUUCAUCACUACUUCAUCUUCUCAGAUGUUCGACGCCAGAUUUUGCUCUGCAGGACGAUUUGCGAGAAUCCAGAACUUGGCGAGAGGCUACAAUUUGCCAGCCUCGAACGAUUAGCACUCAUGGUCGACCCAGCGAUGGCCCAGCCUUGGUUUAGCAGAUCCAUAGCUAGGUUUUUGCACUUGUUUAAGAAAGAUUCGCUAGAUUGGCAAGGAUGUACUGUCGCAUGGGGUGAUUGUAUCGCACCGCUUAUUCUACUUCAAGCACCCAACCUGAAACAUCUCGUCGUUCACGGCCGUUACAAUCUAUACCUUUUCGAUGAAUUCGAUAUGGAGGCCACCAUGCGCUAUCGAGCCCUGCCUCAGAAUCUCGAGUCUCUUUCGGUAGGGCAUCAGGAAAUAUCCUGUCUCUGGGAUGGGUACCCACCUGUUCGAACAGGUCUGGAUGCUUUAGGGGGACUUCUCAUUAGAUUGGAAAACCUUGAGACGCUUUCCCUAUCGCGGCCUGACUUGAAGUCACUCCCGGAGAAACUGCCACUUCAAAGGCUGCGCAGGCUUCGAAUUGGUAAUGCGUGCCUGUCCAAGAACAGGCUACAAUCCCUCAUCAACAGCACAGGACACCUGGAGGAGUUUGUUUACAGAGAGAUCGACCACGCAGUCCAUACAACAAGAGCCAUCCUUGUCAAAUCUCAGGAGGUCUUUGAGAUGCUGGUUCCCAUGAAGGCUACACUCAAGAGAGUUGUUCUGAGGAUGUACAGGUCAGAACGGCUUCCUACUGCCGGCGCUCAGCUAGUCAACCUACAACAGUUGCGAAUCAACCCAGGAGUAUUGUGCGAUAUUCCCACCCUGAAACUUAAUCGCCAGGACCUUGCUAAGCAUGACCUGCUCAAUGUGUUCCCGCCGAACUUACAGACGUUGUGUCUGGAUCAUAGUCACGCGGAUGCCGCUCGAUAUGGAGAGGCUUUGGGGUGUUACAUAUCGUCUACCUACAAAGAAGAUCCCCAGGAGCAAAAGUUAAGAGAGGUGACUCUUCAUAUUGUAGACACAGCCUUUCCACAUCCCAUGGGGGCGAUAAUACAUGUUUCGCCGCACAUGUUGAGUCAUGUGAAUGCAAGGGAAGUGGAGUUUCUCCGCAACAAAUGUAGUUCAUCGUGGUUAGAGAACGGGUGUGUGACCGUCACAACAGAACCGAUCUUAUGGUAUAGCUGCAAUAAAGUCGGAAACAACAAAAUGUUGCCGGCUUACCCUAUCUAG